Molecule: messenger RNA, 1752 nt
Organism: Metschnikowia bicuspidata var. bicuspidata NRRL YB-4993
Lineage: Eukaryota; Fungi; Ascomycota; Pichiomycetes; Serinales; Metschnikowiaceae
Product: MFS general substrate transporter
Exons: 1
Coding region: 1-1752 (583 amino acids)
Biological process (GO): transmembrane transport
Molecular function (GO): transmembrane transporter activity
Source: RefSeq, a predicted model, not a curated record
AUGACGACUUUCCGCGAGCAAAUGCGAGGGUUCCCCCUAUGGCAGAUGGCAGUGAUUUCGAUGAUGCGUUUCUCGGAGCCCAUCUCGUUCACGUCGCUUUUUCCGUACAUCUACUUCAUGAUUCGUGACUUUCACAUCACCAAAGACCCAUCUCAGAUCUUCAAGUACUCGGGUCUUCUAGCAGCGUCGUUUGCUUUCUCUCAGUUUCUAUGCUGUAUUCACUGGGCCCGUCUCAGCGACCGUAUCGGCCGUAAACCGGUCUUGCUUACAGGGCUUUGUGGUACUGCCGCCAGUCUUGUUUUGUUUGGUUUUUCCAAAAACUUUUACGUGGCCUUGGCUGCGAGAACAGCCGCGGGGGCACUCAAUGGAAACAUUGCAGUAUUGCAAACCCUUGUGGGAGAGCUAGUCAAGGAGCGCCGCCAUCAGGGACUAGCGUUUGCUACACUUCCGUUGUUUUGGAACGUGGGCUGCGUCAUUGGGCCUUUGAUAGGGGGCUCGCGGUAUUUGACCAGGCCCCGGCCCGAGGGCGAGGAAGCUGCUGUUGUAGGCUGGGGUUCAUUUUACGAGUCCUUCAUCACGAAACAUCCGUAUGCCCUAUCGAAUGUCGUGGUGGCAUCAAUGCUUUUCACAAGUGCCCUCAUUGGGUUUCUUUUUCUCGAAGAAACACAUGUGAAAAUCAGAAACCAGUACGAUGUGGGGUUGGCUGUCGGUGACUCCAUCCGCCGCCUUCUCGGCUACACUAUCCCUGUGCGGCCAUGGGAGCAGCAUGUGUCAUCAAAGACACAUGUGGCAGCCGACGGCUCUGCCAUUCUCGAUGAUUCGGAGUCUGCAAACGAGGCCUCGCCCCUCAGUAUUGAUCAAGACAGAAUAUACGCAGCCAUUGAUCUGGACAAUGAGGAAGACGACCAGUUAAUCACGCCACUGGGUCUGUUGACGAGAAGAUCAUCUUUGGCAGUGGUGAGGCGGUAUUCUUCUGCGUACUCUCUCCAACCAACCAUUCUGACAAUGACUGCUGCUUCCGAAAACGAAGAGCACAUCUCUAUCUGGGCGGCCCUUGGAAACAAAGACAUUUUCACGUACAAGGUCAUCGGUACGUUGUUGGCAUACUUCUCCAUAGCGUUCCACUCGCUUAUUUACACCGAGUUUGUCCCCGUGUUUCUAGCGGGGACUUUCCAAAAAGAAAGCCUCAGUUUCCCUUGGCAUGUCAAAGGCGGUUUGGGCUGGCAAACACAAGACAUCGGCUCGUUGCUUUCAACGGUUGGCCUCAUGGGGUGUUUCAUGGUCAUUGUCAUUUUCCCGCACAUGGACAGACACAUGCGUACGAUUGACGGUUUUCGGUUGGCGUGCUGCAUGUUCCCGAUUGCCUACUUCUUGCUACCGUACAUCAUAUUCACGUCGCCGGGCUACAGUUCCUUUUUUCCCCCUUGGUUCUACAAAGCGUUUUUGUAUAUGAACUCAAUGAUAGCGGUGGUUGGCAGUUCCCUAGCAUUCCCGCAGGUGACAAUUUUGGUCUACCGGGCUACAAAGCCAAAACAUCGGGCAUUGGUCAAUGCCACAUCCAUGAGCGCUAACUCAUUGGCCAGAUUCGUCGCCCCAAUGACUUGGGGUGCGUUAACCUCGUUUUUCGACAAAAGAGGAAUAACUCAAGUCACGUGGAAUUUGUUGGCUUUGAUAGCCGUGCUAUCCGUGGUGUUGGCCUUUCAGCUAGACGAGUACUCGGAAGAUAUUGAAGAUGAGGAGGAGCAGGUCUAG